CGCAGUCGCUGAUAAAGUAAUAUACGCGUUGGUCCGAAUAUAUUUUGUUGCAAUUACCAAUUGUAUUCUGUGAAUAAUGUAUGUAAGAAAAGUGUUUUCGAUUUUGCGCUAUGUGUCAACACGUGAAUUACAUUUCACAAAUCUGAAAUUGUUACCCCGUCAUGCCAAAACUAUUGAUGCUGCACAAAUUCAUCCUUUAGCAAGAGUAACAGAACUACCUAUCCCCAUACUGUGCACCCUACAAUUUCGAGGUUAUGCAAAGGGAAAAGAUAAGAAAAAGGAGAAAGGAAAAAAGGCUGGGAAGGUGGAGGUUAAUGAAGCCCAACUCCGGGAAGUAAUAAAUUUUGACGCUGUGAACAGUAAUAUGCAGAAGGCGGUGCAGCAAAUGAAGGAAGAUUAUAUAAAGCAUUUGUCUUUACGUUCAACUUCAGGUGCCAUAGAAACUUUGCGUGUACACAUCGAUGGUGCAGAGCACGAGUUACAAGAGCUUGCACAAAUUUCGCGUAAAAAUCCUAAAACCAUUGUGGUUAACAUGAUUGCUUUUCCUCAAACUAUACCUGACGUCCUAAAGGCGAUUGAAAACAGCGGCAUGAAUCUUAAUCCCCAACAAGACGGUACUACUCUCUUUAUUCCUAUACCGAAAGUUACAAAGGAACAUCGAGAAAAUCUAUCAAAAAAUGCAAAAACUCUUUUCAUCAAGUAUCGCGACAGUAUUCGGGAUAUUCAAAAUAAUACAAUAAAAAAAUUAAAGAGGCAAUCUGAUAUAUCUAAAGAUGAUAUGUUCGCAAUUCAAACACAAGUAACUGCUAUUGCCGAUAAGUACAUAUCAGAAGCGGAUAAGUUACUGGCAACGAAACAGAGAGAGCUACUUGGCGAAUAAUAAAAAUAUCGGAAAUUAACUUAAGACUGAAUAAUAUACUUGCGAAAUUUGAAUAAAAUGUUGUUAAAGAACAUACAUAUAGUA
Ceratitis capitata (Mediterranean fruit fly) is the source of this 964-nucleotide messenger RNA. It is a transcript of the gene mRRF1, whose product is annotated as ribosome-recycling factor, mitochondrial. Gene Ontology annotation, biological process: translation. Bases 77 to 880 code for a protein of 267 amino acids. The record is from RefSeq and is a predicted model, not a curated record. Gene Ontology annotation, molecular function: ribosomal large subunit binding. The transcript has a single exon. Lineage: Eukaryota; Metazoa; Arthropoda; Insecta; Diptera; Tephritidae. Gene Ontology annotation, cellular component: mitochondrion.